AUGGCACACCUCCGCCCGCGCAUACAGCCGCGAAGAACCCAACCGGGCGCAAACCGCAGCUUCGCCAACUCGCAACGUCUCCACUCUCCAGAGGCCGCGGCAGUAGCAUCCUCAUUCUUGUCGCGCUUUCAAUCCCUUGGACCACAGACCCGGACACAAACUAUCGAUGCCAAUCAGCUCCAGCUUCUCUCGCUCACUCUAAAUCGCCCGACUCUUUUCCCCGGGUCCCCCUCGCUAUCCAAUGGAGCAUCCGCCCCGCAGUCUGAAACCCCCGUGCCGCCGGGCUACCACCUCGCAUAUUUCACCCCUGCAUUUAUGGAGAGUGAACUAGGUGCCGAUGGAACCGAUAUAUCUUACAAUCCGGACGUACCGUUUACGCGACGCAUGUGGGCGGGCGGCGAGGUGCUCUGGCCACGCAGUGCAGAUGGAAAGCCCAAUCUGUUGCGGGUAGGACAGCAGGUGAAAGAGACAACACGGGUCCUGAAUGCAGAGUCCAAGGUCGUUAAGAAUACUGGAGAGUAUAUGAUUGUCGUUGGGGUUGAAAAGGAAUUCUCGAAUGAGCAUGGGGUGUCAAUCAUUGACCGGAGGAAUUGGGUGUUCCGUAAAGCUCUUCCCAUCCCAACAGAGUCAAACCCCUCUAGUGCUUGCUCGACAGACUCUCAUCUUUCAACCAUGAACCCUACUUCUACUGCUAUCUUUACCGAGGGGAGCACUCACUCGCGGACAUUGGUUCAAACCGCCGUGACACUCUUCCGUUUCUCUGCCUUGACCUUUAAUCCCCAUAAGAUCCACUAUUCUUUGCCCUGGGCCCGAGAUGUCGAGGGACACAAGGAUAUCGUUGUACACGGUCCGCUGAAUUUGAUCUCUAUCUUAGAUCUUUGGCGAGACACUCGUGGUUCAAAGGUCGCAGAUCCAACAUUAGUCGUGCCCCAGCGCAUUUCAUACCGGGCUACGAGUCCUUUGUAUGCCGGAGAUGAGUAUCGCAUUGUUAUGGAGGACGGUGAGCCAACAAAAGUACAAAUUUUAGCUCCUGGGGGAGUUGUUGCUAUGAAGGCUGAAAUUCAACAAUGA
Penicillium nucicola is the source of this 1071-nucleotide messenger RNA. Its product is annotated as hydroxyacyl-thioester dehydratase HTD2. NCBI's taxonomy places the organism in Eukaryota, Fungi, Ascomycota, Eurotiomycetes, Eurotiales, Aspergillaceae. The transcript has 2 exons. The coding region runs from base 1 to 1071 and encodes 356 amino acids. Gene Ontology annotation, molecular function: (3R)-hydroxyacyl-[acyl-carrier-protein] dehydratase activity. Gene Ontology annotation, cellular component: mitochondrion. The record is from RefSeq and is a predicted model, not a curated record.